Messenger RNA from Lucilia cuprina (Australian sheep blowfly), 2172 nucleotides. RefSeq lists its product as uncharacterized. NCBI's taxonomy places the organism in Eukaryota, Metazoa, Arthropoda, Insecta, Diptera, Calliphoridae. The record is from RefSeq and is a predicted model, not a curated record. The transcript is spliced from 2 exons. Bases 1 to 2172 code for a protein of 723 amino acids.
AUGGCGGAUAUUCACCAUCUUAUUGAGGAUCAAAAAGAUUUAUUUUUAAAUUUAAAACGUACUGCUAGGUUAUAUAAUUCAAGACAGCAUAAAACGCAUGGCUUCGCACAAUCUGUUUUAGACGAAAUAGAAUCAAAUUUUUUGCAAUUUAAAGACGGGAAUACCCAAUUAUGCGCUGUAGUCCGUGACAAUACUAUUAAUACAGAAAAUAUUCCGUAUUUCGAAGACGAUGUUUAUUAUCAAUUUCAAGACGAGUUUCUUACCCUUAAAAGCCAAUUGCUCGAUUUCAUGGAUUCUUCUGUUACUCGUUCUCCUGGAAUUCAGUCCAGUACGUUUGCUGGUCCCUCUCAUUCUAGAAAUGAAACCUUUUCGCUUCAGGCUCGUUUGCCGAAGAUUGAUUUGCCAGUUUUUAGUGGUGAUUACCUCACUUGGAUGUCUUAUCAGGACAUGUUCGUUUCCAUUCAGACGAUUUUAGACACAACACGAACUAGUAUUGCCCAACUACGUACUUUAGAAAUAAACACCGAAGGUGAGCAUGCUAUGCUUAUUUAUAUGACAGUGAAUAAGCUAGAUGUACAAACCCGAAAGGAAUGGGAGCAAUCGCUUAAUGCCUCGACUCAAAUCCCUCCUAUUGAAGAUUUGUUCAAAUUUUUGGAAUCAACUUUUCGAACAUUAGAAACUAUUUCUGAUCAGACUGAUUCAAGCCCUAAUGUUCCUUUUUCGAAACCAAAAACCCCACAACAUCAAAAUAAAAGUAGAAACAAUUUACGACGUUAUGUAAAUGCUGCUUCCACAAGUACCGACUACAACUGCCCCUGCUGCAAUGAGCGUCACCUUCUUUUCAAGUGUUUCAAGUUUUCUGCUUUACCAUCUAGUGAAAAAAGAGAUUUUUUGAAUUCAAAGCGAAUAUGUCGAAAUUGUUUAACCCCAGGCCACUUUAGUAACAAAUGUCAUGUAGCUUCUCGCUGUCAAGUCUGCCAACAAAACCACCAUACCACUGUUCAUAAUGAGUAUUUUAUAAAUCAUGUUUCUAAUACUCCGACCCCUGAACCUGUUAUAUCUUCUCAAACAUCCUCGUCUUCUCAAGGUAUUGAAAACGUUACCGCUCAUGUCGUUGACAAUAGUAAAACAUCUAACAGGAGGAAAAGGCCCCAAGUUCUCCUCGCUACGAUGCGUGUUGUUUUAAAAACCCCUCAGGGAGAUUUUGUUUUGCGUGCUCUUCUUGAUCAAUGUGCUCAAGCAACCUUUAUAACCAAAAAGGCUGCAGAUGCCUUAAACUUAUCUUAUAAAAGGAACUUUGUGGAAAUAUGCGGUGUAGGUGGAAACCAAUCUACUAUUUCAAAGCAAUACGUUAAUUUUGCAAUAUUCUCAAGAAUCGAAACAAAUUUUAAAAUAGAUUGCGAGGCUUUGGUUCUUCCGAAAAUAACGGCAUAUCAACCUAUGGCUAUAAACGAAACAUUAUUACCGGAUUUAAAGAAAUUUUCAUUAGCUGAUCCUUAUUUUUCGAAACCUGGUGAAAUUGACCUUUUAUUAGGAGGAGAUGUAUACGGGGAUAUCAUAUUACCUCAGCAACAAAAAUUUGAAAGUGGUUUAUUCUUACAACUCACACAUUUCGGUUGGAUAGUUUCUGGCCCCUCACAUGAUAACUCAUCUGAGCACAUCAUCACAGUAAAUGUUUGUUCAUUAGAUAAGCAAUUGCUGUCCUUUUGGGAACAAGAAGAAUUGCUGGAAAAAAGAGCUUUGACAGAAGAAGAAAUCCUUUGCGAACAACAUUUCAAAAGCACUACUUCUAGUGAUUCAUCUGGGCGUUACACCGUAUCACUGCCAUUUAAAUCAUUGCUUAAAGGCCUCUCGCUUCCAGUCUUUGGUCAUACGGAUUAUGCAGCACUUUCUCGUUUAAAGAACGUUGAGUCAAAAUGUAAAUUGAAUAAGAACUUUGGAAAACUUUAUCUAGAUUUUAUGAAAGAGUAUGAAUGUCUCGGACAUAUGGAAAAGGUCGGUACCUAUCCACGUGAUUUAGAAAAAAAUGGUUUCUUUUUGCCUCAUCAUGGUGUGUUAAGAGAGAGUAGUUCUACUACUAAAUUGAGGGUAGUUUUUGAUGGUAGCUGUAAAAGGUCUGCUCAAUCUUCCUUGAAUGAGGAACUAGCACCUGGUCCUGCAUUGCAAAAAUGA